CCAUAAAUGGAAUUGAAAGGGCAAAGCACAAUUUUCGCGCUUUUUGCAUUACGUACAACCACAACCAGAACCUCUCCAACUAAUCCAACGGUUCAGAUUCAGUCUUCCUUCUUCUUCUUCUUCAUUCAUUCAUUCGUUCGUUCGUUCGUUCAUUUCUCCUCCUCCAUUCCCCAAAACCUCCAUUUUCUCCUCUCGUCUUAACUCCCCCGACUCUUCCCCCUUCUCUCUUCCUUUCUAUAUUCUCUUCUUCUUCUUCCCUUUCUUCUCUGGUUCUCUCUCUGUUCACUUUCUUUUCUCCCCCCAACCUCACUCUCUGUAACAAUGUCUUCCGCCGAGAAGGAAAGAGAGACCCAGGUUUACAUGGCCAAACUCGCCGAGCAGGCCGAACGCUAUGACGAAAUGGUUGAGUGUAUGAAGAAUAUUGCAAAACUUGACCUCGAACUAACUGUAGAGGAGAGGAACCUUCUUUCUGUGGGGUACAAAAAUGUCAUAGGUGCACGACGAGCCUCUUGGCGCAUCAUGUCUUCGAUUGAGCAGAAAGAGGAGUCUAAGGGGAAUGAGAACAUUGUAAAAUUGAUAAAGGGUUACCGCCAAAAAGUGGAGGAGGAGCUUACAAAGAUUUGUGGUGAUAUUCUCUCUAUCAUUGACAAGCAUCUAGUCCCUCAUUCAUCCUCUGCAGAAGCCACUGUUUUCUACUACAAGAUGAAAGGUGACUACUAUCGUUAUCUUGCUGAGUUCAAGACAGAUCAAGAUAGAAAAGAGGCUGCUGAUCAGUCGUUGAAGGGAUAUGAGGCUGCAUCAGGCACUGCUAAUACCGAACUCCCAUCAACCCACCCAAUCCGUCUUGGCCUUGCCCUCAACUUUUCUGUCUUCUACUAUGAGAUUAUGAAUUCUCCUGAGAGAGCUUGCCAUUUGGCUAAACAAGCUUUUGAUGAGGCAAUUGCAGAGUUGGAUACCUUGAGUGAGGAAUCAUACAAGGACAGCACUCUGAUCAUGCAGCUGUUGAGAGACAAUCUCACCCUCUGGACCUCCGAUUUGCCUGAAGAUGGCGGUGACGAAAACUUCAAAGCUGAGGAAUCCAAACCUGCUGAACCUGAGGCCCAGCAAGGCAAAUGAAAGAUUGAUGGGCAAACUACACAAAUGAUGUGUGUUGAGAUGGAAGAAGAAGUGUGUUGUUCCUUUUUAAAAGAGAAAUUUUAAAAAAUAGCUCUCUCUCUCUCUCUAAAACACAGUGUGGGGAUUGGACUGCACAAUAAAACAAUUCAAUUCAUUGCGGCGUUUUUUAAAAAACCAACUAAAAAAUCUAUAUUAAGAAGAAAAGGCUGGGAGUUUUUUUUCCUACCCUUUUCUUUGUUUCAACUUACUUUUAAAACAAAAACAUUCAUCUCAUCUCUUUCCACUCAUUGUUUUCAUUUUACUCAUUCCUUAGAAGAAAAAAAAAAAAAACAUCAAGUGGUGGAGCAUUGAAUCAUAACAUUUUAUUAUUAUUGUAAUACACUUUUAUAUAAUUAUUGUAUCCAAGUAUAUCCACAAACUUCUCUCCUUUUUUUUC
Molecule: messenger RNA, 1552 nt
Organism: Cucumis sativus (cucumber)
Lineage: Eukaryota; Viridiplantae; Streptophyta; Magnoliopsida; Cucurbitales; Cucurbitaceae
Product: 14-3-3-like protein GF14 iota
Exons: 7
Coding region: 322-1116 (264 amino acids)
Biological process (GO): signal transduction
Cellular component (GO): cytoplasm
Source: RefSeq, a predicted model, not a curated record